UUGACAGAUAUACUGACUAUAAACAGCCACUGCAGCAGCAGCCAGGUGUUAACACUGCACACCUGCAGGCUGGUAACAUGGCUUUCUUCAAGUGCACAGUCGGCCUCCUUGUCCUCCUUGUGGUCUCUGACUGCUCCUGGGCUGAAGAGAAGGAGGUGUCUGUCUCUGAGCGCCUGUGGAGGGCAAACAAGGAUGUUGUUCGUUCAGACAAGGAACCCUUAGUCAUUGAUGACAUCGCUUACGACAACGAAAAUGACAGAAACGCUGAUUCCUGCACCUCCAACGGCUGCAUGUGGCCCAGAUCAGCUGAUGGAAGGGUCUAUGUGCCCUACGUCAUCUCCUCACAUUUCACCUCUCGUGAGCGUUCCAUCAUCGAGCGUGGGCUGCAGUCCUUCAGGGACGUGUCCUGCAUUCGCUUCAUCCCACACAGCGGCCAGAGAGACUACCUGAACAUCCAGUCAGACAGCGGCUGUUACUCCUACGUUGGCCGCCGUGGUUACUCCCAGACUCUGUCUCUGGACCGUCAGGGCUGCCUCUACCACAACACCGUCCAGCACGAGCUGCUCCACGCCCUCGGCUUCAACCACGAGCAGUGCCGCUCCGACAGGGACCAGUACAUCCGUGUCCUGUGGGAGAACAUCCAGCCUGGUUUGGCGUACGCCUUCGACAAGCUCAACACUCUGAACCUGAACACUCCCUACGACUACAACUCUGUCAUGCAGUACCACAGGUACGCCUUUUCUGCGAACAACCAGCCCACCAUGGUUCCUAUCCCUGAUGCCAAUGUUGAAUUUGGCACGGCCACCGAGAUGAGCAGGAAUGACAUCAUCAGACUGAACACUCUGUACAGAUGUUACCCAUAACUCGCUGACGAAAGAAACCCUGACAACGUGACAACAUUCUGACAAUGUUUCUCAUGCUUUAACAAGACAUUAUUGACAAUAAACCUUCAAACAUUAAA
This is a messenger RNA of Acanthopagrus latus (yellowfin seabream), 961 nucleotides long. Its product is annotated as high choriolytic enzyme 1-like. The transcript has 8 exons. Lineage: Eukaryota; Metazoa; Chordata; Actinopteri; Spariformes; Sparidae. Gene Ontology annotation, biological process: proteolysis. Gene Ontology annotation, molecular function: metalloendopeptidase activity; zinc ion binding. Bases 78 to 863 code for a protein of 261 amino acids. The record is from RefSeq and is a predicted model, not a curated record.